AUGGAGAGCAGCAACAUGACAGACCUGCAGAUUACGGAGAUCUUUGGGCCAGUGGCCGCAGCAGGAGCUGCACGACUCAGCAAUCUUCUGAAGGAGGAGGGGCUGUCCGACAGCGAGCGUCCCCCCAAACACUCCAAGCCGGACAAGCGCCCGAGAGCUCCCUUCAGCGGGCAUUCAGGAAGGGGACAGAGACCCGGUCCCAGAGGACCGAACCGCUCCCAACAGCCCCAGAACGAUCCGGCACCUCUGAUCACGGCAAUGGGCAAGCUGCUGAUAAGGCAGGAGACUCAACUUCAAAUCUUGAACCAGAACUCCGCCUGGAUGCUGUACCUGAAGCCGGGCCAGUCAGGGCCGAUGCCGGAGUUAUUCAAAGCGGCAGCCACAUACCGCGAGGCCUCCCAAACCCAGUUUCAGGAAGCCCCGCUUCGCGCUGUCUUGCUCAGUGCUCUCUUCCAGAUGCUGCUCACAUGCUUGCAGACGAUGUCCACACAGCAGGAUCAGCAGAAGCAAGCAAACCAAGGGCUGGCUGAACUCCGAGGGGAAAUGGUUCUACUAACGGUGGCCAUGCUGGUCUCAGCAGUGAUGCGGAAGGACGUCAUUCAUCGCUUCACUGCAACGAACGGCUUGCAGGCCAACGCGGAGCACAUCACGGCAUUCAUGCUAGAGAUGGGAUUACGAGCCCAGGGAGUGGAGAAAGUGUGGGAAGCGCCCGAGUUUCUAUCGAACCUCACGGUGCCUGAACCACAGGUCUUCGGCACCAAAGUGCAGGCUUGGCGCGAUGUGCUACACCACAGCUCCUCGGUCUCCUUGUUCAGGCUGCCCUCGUGGACCUCCAUUUUACGUGGAUGGCAGCGGCCAUCAUCACAGCAUGAUGUGACUGCCUUCCUGCAACAUGUCCUUCACAAGAUGCGGAAUGCGUCGCUACAAGAUUGCAUCGAUGACUGGCACAACCAAGUGUACAACUUUGACUCUGGGGUGGCUGUCAAGAAUAGCCAGGCCAUCAGCAUUCCACCAUCUGUUUUUAUCCCCACAUGGGGUCUGUCUGACUGUGCAGCACUGGGGAUGGGGAUAUCAGCUGGCCACCGGGUCGUCAUGGAUUCGAAGCUCGAUGCCUCGACUUCAGCAAACUUCAGAAGCCUGCGGGCGGAGAAGCAGGGCAGUGCGUUCUACAAGGGGCGUCAGAUUCGUGGGACUCAGACGCGUCCUUCCAAUGAGAGGCCCCCGGCGGCACGCCAGGGCCCGGCGAGGUAUGAAGUGCUUACGUGGAAUUGUGGUGGCCUGUCUCAGCUGCUCUUUCUGGAGGUCAAGCGUAUAUUAGCUACAAAUGCUAACAUCAAGAUCCUAUUGCUGCAGGAGACUCAUCACAGUUAUCAGAGCGAGUGGCAAGAUGGUGAGUGGACGUUCGUACAUUCUCCGACCAAGAACCCCAAGCAGGGUGGCAUACUGUUUGGCGUACGCAUGAUUUCUGCGAGUCUGGAACGCUGCGCUGGGAAGAGCUUGAGCCAGGGCGGCUACUCCACGUCCGAUGCUUUGCGCACAAGCAACACCUGGAUGUGUAUGGGCUAUGACAGCAUGCACUUCCAUUUGGCUCUGCUGGGCAUAUUCCGCUGCGUGCUUCUCUUCUGCUUAAUUGGUGCCCGUGGAAGCUUAGUGCACAUAGGGAUUGACGGUCAAUUGGUUCAGUACUGGCAGGCUCGUCAACAAUUGAAGGGGCUGGGCUCUCGCAGCUUCCAGGAUAUUUCUGCGCGAGUGCGGUUGAAGCUUCAGUUGGACAAGCAUCAUCGUGAGCUGCGCGCUCUUGCACGCGCGCGCAAGCGUAAGCAAUUACUUGAUAUCCUGGAGCUAGCCGAGCAAGCUGCAGGAAAGGGGGACAGUCGCAGCCUCUAUCAGUGUGUGCGCUGGCUUGCUCCUAAAACUGCUUCUAAGUCGAUUCGGCUUAGGGACUCCGCCGGCAAUCUCAUGCAUCCUAAAGAUGAAUGCAAAAUGCUGUGUGAGUAUGCUGAGCAGCUCUUCAGCUCGCGCUCGGACUCGGACUGCAUUGCAAUCAACCUUCUCCCGCUGGAACCUGAACUCUUUGCCAUUGACAAGUGGAAGCGGGCUCUCAAAUCCCUUCGUCCUGGCAAGGCAGUUCCCAAUGGUGAGCCCACGGUAGCUGCUUGGAAGCAGGCUUCAGACAGCAUGGCAUGCCGUCUUCAGUCCAUUGCGGUUGAGCACUUCUGUUCCUCCUCCCCUAGACUGACGCCGGUUGAUACCAAAGCGUUGCUCAUUGUCCUCAGAGAGGCUGUUGCGCCCUUGGUGAUCUCUGCGAUGAAGGAGUUUCCCCAGUACGCCUACAGGCCGGGCUCCUCCACAGCAGACGCAUUGCUGCGUGCUUCGGCGCACUGCUCCAGAGUCCGUUCGCUUUUGGAUCGACAUCAUGUAGAUCACACUUCAAAGAUACUGGGUCACGCCAACGCGCAACUCGUUGGGGGCAUAAUGGCUAGCCUCGACUUGCGAAAGGCCUUCGACAGCGUCUCGCAUAGGGAGCUCUACCUUUCGCUGCGGGAGUCCGAGGUUCCUGAGAACCUGGCCGGGGUCCUUGUUCAAAUACAUGCACAGACGCGUUGCACAGUUCUUCAUGGAGGAGAUUGUCGCAGCUUUGUCAUGUCUCGUGGACUAAGACAGGGAUGCCCCAUUGCCCCUAUCCUGUUUGCUGCUUGGACUGUUCGAGUCAUGAGGCUGGUCCAAUCCACGGCACAGCUAGGCGGGACUCGGGAUCGACACAUGAUGUUUGCUGACGACAUACAUGGUAGCUGGGAUGUUCAUUCAGUCAAGGGGUUCCGACAUGCGAUGGACGAGUUGCAUUUGCUCAUACAAACUCUGAUUGGAUUGGGUAUGGAGAUCAACUUUGCCAAAAGCCUGGUCGUGCUUAAACUGAGGGGCAAGGCAGUCCAAAGAGUGUGCAGGAAUGUGGUGGUCUGGCGUCAUGGCUCUCAACAGCUUCGCCUCAGGACUGCUGACAACGAUAUUUACAUUCCUGUUUCCGGCACCAUGCCGUAUUUGGGAUCGGUGCUCUCGUAUGAGAACUUCGAGCUCCAAAACUUCCGUCACAGAUCUCAGUGUGCCAAUGCUCGUUUCCAGGAGCUUCGGAAGGUGCUGCGAUCCCAGAGUUCGUUCUCCAGGCGUCACCGUCUCCGUGUGUAUCAUGCAACAGUGUGGCCCUCUCUUUGGUAUUCACUUGCUUUGGUCGGGCUGAGCCAUGAAGUCCUGCGGGGCGUCACUUCCGUGAUUGCGAUGCACUUGCGCAAGGUUCUUCGGAUCUACGAGGAGGGAAUCACCAAUGCGGAGGUCCUUCGUCGCGGGGGUCUUGAUCCAGCCGGGUUUUUUGAGCAGCAGACGCGCCACAAGCACGCAGCCAUUGCCCAAGACGAGUACCGGAGUGAAGCACUCAAGCAUCUGGAGCUUUCGCGCUCUCAGUUUCUCUUGGAAGGAGUACGCGAGCUCGGAGUAUCCAGCCAGAACACCUCCAUUGUGCAGGUCAGUUGUCGUGACGCUUUCACGCACUCGCUUCAUGACUUCAACUCGCUUGCGAAGCAUGUUUCCAAUGGUACGUGCCCUCGCAUCAAGGAGAUGAUUGCUUCGGGAAUGGAUGUGCAGCAAAUGACUCGACAGCUUGAUGUAGAUGAUGAACAGGACCCGCCGGUUCCACCUCAGGGCGCUGUCUCCAAUGAGUCCGCGGCAGAGCAGAUUGAGGCGGCACUGCUGGUUUCUAACUCUCUGCUUUCUUCACGGGGGCCUGCCCUGCGUCCUCUUGCGCAACGCUGUGCGCUCUGCCUGCAGCUGCUGGGCGACCCCGGCAAGAUGAAGAUUCACUGGCAGGCCUCGCAUCCGGUAGAGUGGAGUCGUAUUCAGAGGUCGGUGGUUUCAGAAUCUAAGAGCCUUCAGGCCGUCUUCAGCACGCCAUGCAGUUUCUGCGGGAGCCUUGCCAAGAAGGUAUCCGAUCACUGCGUGAAAUGCCCGGCUCUGUUCCAAUUGCUUGCGGUUCGGCAGCUUCGGCAGGAUGGUGAUUUAGCUCCGAGUAUCCAGCGCGGUCCUGCGGAGAAGCACUCAAGGACUGGGCCACUGUACAAGCACUUCCAGCUCGCCAGUACACCCAUUGGCAGGUACAUGAAGGUUGCGCCAAUCUCCACGGGCGGCGACAAGGACCGCACCGAGGUUUCCCUGCCAGAGUCGGCCGCUCCGGCGACGUCGGGCUCCUACGAACGCUUGGUCUCGAGUAUGUCUGCGACGUCAGGCCACUCUGCUGCCGCAGCGCUGCCGCUGGAUGUUGCGAAAGUGGUAUUGCGAAACCCUCAGAAUUACUGCUACAUGAACGCGGUGUUUCUUGCUCUUCUUCACUGUAUGCCCAAUGCACAGGCUCCUCGAGGACUUCCGGUCUUGCGUGGGCUGUGUCAGGCGGCCGUGCAUGAUUCUCGUGAGCUUCUGCUGGCUUCGCAGUUACAGGUUCGCUGCCUUCUUCGAGACUGGCAUUUUGAUGGCAGACAGCAUGACGCGUCAGAGUUCACCCAGGUGCUCUUUCGCGGGCUUGGAUUUGGCUUUGGGCGCUGGCAGUCUGUUUUGCAGGAAGCGGAGGCUUUCACUGUUCAACAUCAAGGAGUCCAGCCCCUCAUUUUGCCGAUUUUGCCCCAGGCUUGUAGUCUUCAGCAGUGUGUGCAGCUCUGGCACGAAUCGGGGCACUUCUUGCUGGUGGUUAGUGACAUUUUUUCUAGUUUUGGGUGGGCCUGUGCAACAGAGACAAGAUUUGGUCGAGGUGUCGGGGGAAAACGGUAG
Symbiodinium sp. CCMP2592 is the source of this 4809-nucleotide messenger RNA. The record is from the annotation of a GenBank genome assembly. NCBI's taxonomy places the organism in Eukaryota, Dinophyceae, Suessiales, Symbiodiniaceae.